This is a messenger RNA of Botrytis cinerea B05.10, 1031 nucleotides long. RefSeq lists its product as hypothetical. The record is from RefSeq and is a predicted model, not a curated record. Lineage: Eukaryota; Fungi; Ascomycota; Leotiomycetes; Helotiales; Sclerotiniaceae. The transcript has a single exon. Bases 398 to 733 code for a protein of 111 amino acids.
GAGGUACAACUUUGAAGCUCUCGAUUUUGAUUGAAUAUAGUUUGUUCAGUCACAUACAUUGUAUGUAAGAGCUACAGCAAUUUAUGUAAUUCCAAAGCUAUCUAAUAGAAUCUGUGUUUGAUCCUCGAUCAUGUAUACCCAUGGACACCAGCAGAACGAGUUUUGCUCUUGGUUUUCUUCAAAAGAUCGCCUACCAAGCCAAGUUUUAGUAACCCUAUAGUUUCAUUCGCAAAUACCGUACUGGUUAGGGUGGAGUCUAGACCUAUAUUCUAAGUAUUACAUAGUACACAAUGGAUUUUUCAUCUGCAUCAUCAAACCUCUACCACAAUUUGUAGACCUCCACUGAUCAUUCGAAAUUUACUCGUCGCUCAAGAAUAUUAAGAUUCUUGCCGCAACCAUGACUGCCCCCAAUCAGAUUCCUCGACUUCCUCACGAUGGUAGCCCACAACCCACUACAAAUUCAAAUCCUCAAUCUGUCUCGAAUCAAAAUUUUCAAUCAUCCCCAUAUAGAGUCCCUAGACAAGAUCGAUUGCUUGAUAGUAUUCCCGAGGAGGAUAAUCUCGUGAAUACUACUGCAGCACAUAAUCAAUGUCAAGUCGUCGGAGCGAGCUCCUCUCAAACCCAAACUCAACCAGUCGGACUCUCGCUGCUUCCCGAAGAAUGUCCACCCCAAUCAACUCAGGUAUCUCCACAGUUGCCUUCGGGUACUGUCUUGUCGCUGACCUUUUCUUAGUCCCCCAAACCCCCGUUUAAAUGGACGAAUCCAGAUCCUUUUAAUACUGAAAAUAACAACCGUUCGGCACGUCGGGCUCUUGCUUCUCCUACGCGAUUCGACUCUGGCAUUGACAGCGUUGCCCCCGAUUCACUGGUAUCCCUCGACUCUUGCAUUGACGGUGUCGCUCCUGACUCACUAUCAUCCUCCGACUCCAAGACCAAUGCAAAUGCGCCAAAAGUUUCGAUGAAGCAACGUAUUUGUAAUGCUAUACGCGCCUUCGGGAUUGAGAUCAAAUCACGAAUGAAAUUGGAAAGCA